AUGGGGUUUCGCAUCACAACAUGGAACGUGAAUGGGAUCAGAAAUCCAUUCUCCUAUGAGCCAUGGAGAGGAACUCGUACUUUUCAGUCUAUGUUUGACAUCCUCGAAUCUGAUAUUGUUGUGAUUCAGGAAACCAAGAUACAACGCAAGGACUUGCGUGAUGACAUGGUUCUCGUACCUGGGUGGGACUGUUACUUCAGGUAUUCGGGCUUGGUCAUAUACACACGCAACUCUACUUGCGCCCCAAUACGAGCCGAAGAAGGUAUCACAGGGAUACUUUGUCCGCCCAACUCAUCAGUAUCCUUCCGUGAUAUGCCUGAGGAGCUUCAGAUUGGUGGGUACCCCACAUUAGGCCAGCUCAGAGAUUCUUUCGGUUCUGUCAGGGAGAGUGAAGCGGAUGAUGGAGAUGGUCGGGAUAUCACCUCCGAUGAACAAGUUGAUGCUGCGACCCUUGAUUCUGAAGGACGGUGUGUUGUACUAGAAUUUCCCGGUUUUGUUCUUAUAGGAACAUACUGCCCUGCAUACCGGGAUGAAAGUCGCAAUAGCUUCCGUAUGGACUUCCUCAAUGCUUUGAAUGUCCGUGUACGGAAUCUUGUGUCACUGGGGAAGCGAGUCUUCGUGACUGGAGACAUCAACAUCUCCAAGGCACCUAUCGAUUCUGCGCAUGCACUCGAAAGUAUUCGCAAAAGUGCCACCACGGCAGAGGAUUUUCUCUCCAGUCCUCCCCGAAAGCUAUUUAAUGCCUUGGUAACGGACGGAACGGUCGUUGGUGGCGGAGAUAACAGCAGAGGACGACCGGUUCUUCAUGAUAUUUGCAGAUCUUUUCACCUGGAUCGAGCAGGGAUGUAUACUUGCUGGGACACUAGGCUCAAUACCAGACCGGGGAACUAUGGCUCUAGAAUUGACUAUGUGCUUUGCACCCUUGAUAUGAGGGAGUGGUUUGUUGAUUCAAAUAUUCAAGAAGGCCUCAUGGGAUCUGACCAUUGCCCUGUCUACGCCGUCUUCAAUAAACAAGUACUAUACGGUGGAGAAAUGGUUCAUGUUCUAGACGUUGUGAACCCGCCGGGGAUGUUCAAAAGUGGCGUACGGCAAAGGGAAUAUUUGUCUAGAGAUAUACUGCCGACAUCAGGACGCUUGCUUCCCGAGUUUGACCUGGACAAGCGGCAAAAAAAAGCAGCAACAGCAACAGCAACAGCAACAACAACAACAACAACAACAGCAGCACGCCAAAUUCAUACCAGUGGUCAGCCAUUUGUUUCCAUUGACAUCACUACUCCAAGAUCUAUGUCGGGCAAGAGACCGCCACCUCCGUCAUCCACUCCUGCCAAACGCUCAAAGUCUACAGCAACGAUACCGACUGCUUCGUCAACAGGCCAGAAAACACUUGAGGGGUUUUUUAAACCAAGGACUACUAGUGUUGCCAGGUCAUCAGUGCCAUCCAAGAAUGCAUCAAUGCGCAGCAUCGGUAAUACUCCUGAAACCAUUAGAAAAACAUUCUCAGGUCACACAGCAAGUCACCCAAAGGUCGCAGCUUCUAUCUCCAGCUAUGCAACAAAUCAGUUUGGGCCUGAUGAUCCUGCUACUCUCAGAGAGACAUUACCAACAGAGGUAUCUGCGAGCACAUCUAAUAAUGACAUCUUGGAGGAUGCACUUAGUAGCAAAGAAGACUGGUCAAAGCUCUUUACCAGAAAGCCUGUACCUCGUUGUGAUAGUCAUCAAGAGCCAUGUAUCAGCUUGACCACUAAAAAGCCCGGGGUGAACUGUGGUCGUGCAUUUUGGAUUUGUCCUCGGCCAUUAGGACCUAGUGGCGAGAAGGAGAAAGGUACACAAUGGCGAUGUCCGACAUUUAUCUGGGCAAAAGACUGGAAUGGACCACAAUAG
Penicillium malachiteum is the source of this 1881-nucleotide messenger RNA. Its product is annotated as DNA-(apurinic or apyrimidinic site) lyase APN2. Bases 1 to 1881 code for a protein of 626 amino acids. The transcript is spliced from 7 exons. The record is from RefSeq and is a predicted model, not a curated record. Lineage: Eukaryota; Fungi; Ascomycota; Eurotiomycetes; Eurotiales; Aspergillaceae. Gene Ontology annotation, biological process: base-excision repair. Gene Ontology annotation, molecular function: zinc ion binding; DNA-(apurinic or apyrimidinic site) endonuclease activity; phosphoric diester hydrolase activity. Gene Ontology annotation, cellular component: nucleus.